Molecule: messenger RNA, 669 nt
Organism: Nelumbo nucifera (sacred lotus)
Lineage: Eukaryota; Viridiplantae; Streptophyta; Magnoliopsida; Proteales; Nelumbonaceae
Source: RefSeq, a predicted model, not a curated record
UCCCGUCAAUAUAGGUCAACUCCAUAUCCAUUACCAUCUUGCCAUGGAGAGGUUAUGGAGAAGGAAAUCAAACAGAAAAAGUCCAAUGCCUUGGAGAAGAAUGAUUGGGAGGAUGCAACUUGUUCAGUGUGCAUGGAGUAUCCUCACAAUGUUGUCCUCCUCCUCUAUUCCUCACAUGACAAGGGAUGUUGUCCCUACAUGUGUGGUACCAGUUAUCGCUAUUCCAACUGCCUUGACCAGUUCAAGAAAGCUUACACCAAAGUGAACUCAGGCUCUGGUUGGCCCAACGAGAAGUGUGAAGUAGUGGAACUCACAUGCCCCCUCUGUCGGGGCCAGGUGAAGGGGUGGACAGUGGUCGAAGCUGCACGCGAUUGUCUUAAUAACAAGGAGAGAAGUUGUAUGCAGGAUGACUGCUCAUUUAUUGGAACAUACAAAGAGCUCAAGAAACAUGUCAGGGCAAAACACCCAUCAGCACGACCUCGAGAAUUGGACCCCAUACUUGAACAAAAAUGGAUAAGGCUUGAACGUGGGAGAGAGCGUGAUGAUGUGAUCAGCACUGUAAGGUCAUCGAUGCCAGGAGCAAUGGUCCUGGGGGAUUACGUGAUAGAAGGCAACCACUAUGGCUUUGAUACAGAUGAUAGAAGGCAACCCUUGAUUACCCCUCUAUAA